UUGCCUGGCCUUAGACGGACGCUACUUCUUUGUGAUCGACACUUGGCCGCCAAAUUUCACGACAUAGCAACAAUAUUUUCCGAGCUUUCUCUACUCUUACCUUGUCAUUCUGCUGUUUACGCUCGACGACAGAGGAAAAGGGGCACUUUGCAUCGCUUGGCAAUGGCUUCGUUCAAGGAAAUGCAACAAACCUCACGACCGCUCUCGCACCGUCCGUCGGUGGCUUCCAAUCCCAUUCCCGCCCUGUCAGUCGCUCGACAGCCGCACUCACGCACCAACUCCCACUCCCUCCUUUCCGGAUCCCUCAACGGCACCCACCGCGUCACACGCCGGAAGAGCAUGACAAACACGGGUCCGAACGUCGCUGCUCUUGCUGCCGCCCUCCAACAAGAAUCCGGUGACAAGGCUAUGCCACUGCCCAUUUCCAUCAACGCACGCCGCAACACGAUAUCCAAGAACGGUCUUUCGCGAUCUGCUGUCGUCGGCAGCCUACCCUCCCCACCAGCCAGCCUACCAACACACAAGUUCGUAACAUCAGACGGGACAGUCAACAUGCAGGACAGCGCAAUUGAUGAUGAGGUUCACUUGUCCGGAGAUGAAGGAGACAACAGCAACAAUAGCAGCAGCGGGGCGAGCAAGAGCCGAAACAGGAGGGCCAGUGACGGCCAGCCGGCGCCCAAGGAAAGCCGAAGAAUCAACCGCCCGGAACUUCGCUGUGAGAAGUGCGGGAAGGGAUACAAGCAUAGCAGCUGCUUGACCAAGCAUUUGUGGGAGCACACUCCCGAAUGGUCAUAUACCUCGAAGCUGCUGAUUUCCAAGCACCAGCAAGUGCAGCUUCUCGAGGCCGCUUCUGUUUUGGUAGCUAUGAACAACAAACCAACAACCGGGACCACGCCUCCUGACUCGACCCACGACUUCAACAGCGAUCAGGAUUCGGCAUCCCCAGCAGCAUCAGGUUAUUCGGAUCAACCAGAGCGCAGCUCUGCGGACACGACCCCACCGCCCCAGCUGGACACCCUAAGCAACAUGACCGGGUUCCCCAUGAGCUUCACCAAGAGACAGAGUACCGGCAGCGGGUUUGCGCAGUCGUAUCAAUCUGCGGCAUUCGGUAGUUCGGUGGCGGGUAGCGUGCCGGUUGGUUCGCCAUUUGGAGGUCAUUUCCGCCAGCUCAGCCUGAUGAGCCAGGAUCACAGGCCAACGUCGUCCGGCAGGAACGCAACCGGCAAGGAAGAUCGGGAUUUGGCUGCGGCAGUGGAAGGUCUUAGCUGUAGCUUUAACAGCAACGCUGGCCCUCGGUCGUUUCACCUCGGAGCAGACGCACCCCUGGUGCCACCUCUGCCAAACCAAUAUCUGGGCCAGUCUUUCGGCCUUAUCCCUGGUAGCUUCAUCAACAGCUUUCCUAGUAGAGCUCCGGAAAGCUUUACUAGAGGGGAGUUACGCCAGAGCUGCCAGAGCGAGCGGGGCGACGUCAAGAUGGACGAAGAUAGCGUCAUGGACUAUGACGACGACGAAGACAUGCGGUCCCGGGCAAGAAGCGACGAGGACGACGACGGUGUCUUUGGAAGAAUGGAAGAAUGAGAAGGCCGAAGCGG
Neurospora hispaniola is the source of this 1592-nucleotide messenger RNA. RefSeq lists its product as uncharacterized. The transcript is spliced from 3 exons. NCBI's taxonomy places the organism in Eukaryota, Fungi, Ascomycota, Sordariomycetes, Sordariales, Sordariaceae. Bases 163 to 1578 code for a protein of 471 amino acids. The record is from RefSeq and is a predicted model, not a curated record.